AUGAAGUCUGGAAUAUUCAUCACCUUCACCGCCGCCGGCGCUGCAGUGAGCUCUGUCACUGCCUUCUCCUUCCCUCGUGCUACUGAGGGUCAGGGAUUCAUCGCCAUGCCGGUCAGACAGAUCAGACCUGAUUUGGGCCACCUCAGCGAGAGAGACGCCAUCGAGGUCACGCUCAAGAAUCAGCAGUUUUACUACUCGACUGACAUCUCGAUUGGAUCCCCUACUCAGGAGGUGACUGUCCUGCUCGAUACCGGCUCGGCUGAGCUCUGGGUCAACCCGGACUGUUCCACUGCUCCUUCCGCAGCCCAAGCUAAGGAAUGUACCGCUGCUGGCCAGUACAACCCGGCCAAGAGCCGUACUCCGGCCAUUGGUCCCAUUGGAGCUCGCAGACUCAACUAUGGAGACCCCUCGGACCCUACCACUCAGACCAGCGCCGAGAUCGCCUACUACACGGAUACUAUCACUAUGGGUGCUGGUACUAUAGUUAAUCAGACCUUUGGCGUCGUCACCAAGAGCGAUGGAAUCUCGACCGGCAUCAUGGGCCUGGCUCCCGAUCUCAAGGCUGGUUUCGAGAAGGGCAUGCCCUACAGCUUGAUCCUCAACACCUUGGCUGAUCAGAAUGUCAUUGGCAGCCGCGUCUUCUCGUUGGAUCUACGUCACUCCAGUUCUGACACUGGCGCGCUCAUCUACGGCGGUCUCGACAAGGGCAAGUUCAUCGGAGCGCUUCAGCGUGUCCCCAUGAUUGCAGGCGUCAGAGGCGAGCCUCGUCUCGCAGCCACGCUCACCGCUGUCGGCAUGACCCUGCCCAACCAGCCGGUCAAGUCGUACGACUUCGGCGCGGGUGAUACGAACGUUAUGCUCGAUUCGGGUACGACCCUCACCCGGCUUCACCCUUCCCUGGCACGUCCCAUCUUCGCAGACCUCAAGGCAGUGACCGACAGUGAUGGCUACUGGUACACGGACUGCUCCCUUCGCACCCCGCCCCUCGCCAACGGUGGCAGCGACGCCUACAUGACCUUCACCUUCGGCCAGAAGACCAUUCGCGUGCCCCUUAGCGAUUUCAUCCUCGACAUGGGACCCAAGGACGGCCAGUGCUACGUCGGCCUCGUCAUCACCACCGACCAGCAGAUCCUCGGCGACAGCAUGAUGCAGGCAGGCUACUUUGUCUUCGAUUGGGACAACCAGGCGAUUCACAUGGCUCAGGCCGCUAACUGCGGCAACGAAGACAUCAUCGCCGUCGGCGCUGGCGACAACGCUGUCCCUAGCGGCAUCGUGGGACUCUGCAACGGCCCCGCGACCCCGGACGGCAGCAUCGCUCCCGCGCCAGGUGCAGUGAGUUCCUCUGCGGCUCCUUCUUCUACUACUUCAUCUCCUUCACCUGACCACACACCCGGAACGACCUACUUCUCCCCCACCACCGCGACCCCGACUUACGUGACACUCUCUGAUUACGGAUCGUUGACGCCUUCCCUUCAGUCGUCCUCCGCGACCGGAAACGCCACACCCGCCUCGUCUGCCCCCACUGCGGCCGGCGGCGGCGGCAGCAGCAUCUCCUCGACGAUCACGGGUGCGAUUGCCCCGACCGCGACCACACCUUCCUCCUCGACUUCCUCCGAUUCUCACUCUGCCGCCUCGUCCCUGUUGUGUACUAUCAACCAAAGAUUCUUGGGUUUGGUUAUGAGUGUCUUGCUCACGUUGGCGGCGGCGGCUUUCUAA
This is a messenger RNA of Colletotrichum orchidophilum, 1716 nucleotides long. RefSeq names its product eukaryotic aspartyl protease. Lineage: Eukaryota; Fungi; Ascomycota; Sordariomycetes; Glomerellales; Glomerellaceae. The coding region runs from base 1 to 1716 and encodes 571 amino acids. The record is from RefSeq and is a predicted model, not a curated record. Gene Ontology annotation, biological process: proteolysis. Gene Ontology annotation, molecular function: aspartic-type endopeptidase activity. The transcript is spliced from 3 exons.